GGAUGAGCACAACAUUUUGACAGAAAAGAAAGCACAGGAAUUUCAGCCUGGCUGCUAUCAGGAUGUACUGAUCAGGAGGUACUGGAAAACCAGCCUGAGUCCAGAUUUCUGAAUAAAAGAUUCUUACCUGCAAUGGAAGAGCUUCUAGAGGGCUACCUAUUAAAUAAGUCAAAUUACAUGAUGAUUGAAGAUAAUAAAGAGAAUGAAGACCAUGCAUCUGAAAGAGGAAGAACAGCCAUCAUUUUUUCCUUGAAGAAUGAAGUUGGAGGACUUGUAAAAGCAUUAAAACUCUUUCAGGAGAAGCAUGUCAAUCUGGUACACAUUGAGUCACGGAAGUCCAAGAGACGAAAUUCUGAGUUUGAGAUCUUUGUGGACUGUGACAGUAACAGGGAACAACUGAAUGAGAUCUUCCAGCUCCUGAAAUCCCACGUCAAUGUUGUCUCUAUGAACCCAACAGAGCACUUCAAUGUCCAGGAAGAUGACAUGGAGAAUGUUCCCUGGUUUCCGAAGAAGAUCUCAGAUUUGGAUAAGUGUGCAAACCGAGUGUUGAUGUAUGGGUCCGAUUUGGAUGCUGAUCAUCCGGGUUUCAAAGACAAUGUCUAUCGCAAGAGGCGAAAGUAUUUUGCAGACCUGGCUAUGAACUACAAACAUGGUGACCCAAUUCCCAAGAUUGAAUUCACUGAGGAGGAGAUCAAGACUUGGGGGACUGUGUACCGAGAGCUUAACAAGCUUUACCCAACUCAUGCCUGCAGAGAGUACCUUAAAAACUUACCCUUGCUCACCAAAUACUGUGGGUAUAGGGAAGACAAUAUCCCCCAGCUGGAAGAUGUGUCCCGCUUCCUGAAAGAGCGCACAGGUUUCACCAUCCGCCCCGUUGCUGGAUAUCUGUCACCCAGAGACUUCUUGGCAGGAUUAGCAUUCAGAGUUUUUCACUGCACUCAAUAUGUUAGACACAGCUCGGACCCUCUCUAUACACCAGAGCCUGAUACCUGCCAUGAGCUCCUAGGCCAUGUCCCUCUUUUGGCUGAACCCAGUUUUGCUCAGUUCUCCCAGGAAAUUGGUCUUGCAUCACUUGGGGCAUCAGAUGAGGCUGUCCAAAAACUGGCAACAUGCUACUUCUUCACUGUAGAGUUUGGCUUGUGCAAGCAAGAGGGGCAGCUACGAGUUUAUGGGGCUGGCUUGCUCUCUUCGAUUAGUGAACUCAAGCACUCGCUCUCUGGUGGCGCCAAAGUCAAACCUUUUGAUCCAAAGGUCACUUGCAAGCAAGAAUGCCUCAUAACAACUUUCCAGGAGGUUUACUUUGUUUCUGAAAGUUUUGAAGAAGCAAAGGAAAAGAUGAGAGAGUUUGCAAAAACCAUCAAGCGCCCAUUUGGUGUGAAGUACAAUCCGUAUACUCAAAGCGUGCAGAUCCUGAAAGACACAAAAAGCAUUGCCAGCGUGGUGAAUGAGCUACGUCAUGAGCUGGACAUUGUCAGUGAUGCCCUCAGCAAGAUGGGCAAGCAGCUGGAAGUUUAACACCCCUGUCAGCAGUGUGGUGCAUGGGGCAACUCUUUUAUUUUCCCUAUUGAUUUCUUUUUAGGCAUGUAAUGUGUUGUAUGCAGAACUCUCUCCUUUACAAAUGGAAGAGUGAAUGAACCAUAAGGAUAAUAACUUUACCUUGUUUCUCUGUGUAGAGUCCCGUACAGAAUGUAUUCCUCCCUUCCCCUUGGACAAAAAAGGCCUGGAGUUGCCUUUGAGAAGUUGGUGGGGAGUAGAGAAAUUGCUAGACUGGAGAAAAAGUGUGGUCUGCGGAUCAGGGCUGGGAUCAGAUGCUGCAGAAGGUGGCUUAUGAGGCAAUAAUGGAGUAAUUCACCACAGAGAAAUGUCAGUUUCUGGCUCUAGUACUAGGAUACUAAUUUUAUAGCAUUGCAGACUUUGUAGCAUAGAAGCUAUAGUAAUCAGUGCUUCUAAGUCUGUGGUACUAAGUUUAAAACUUGAAUGAUUACGACGCAGGCAUCAGAACACAAAUAGCUGGAGGUUCACCAUGAUAAAAUUGAGGGGUCAAAUCUUGCUUUCAGAGGGAUUGUUCUUGCCCCCAGAGAAUUGCACAUGUGCUGUUUGGCAUGCUUCUAGUAUAAGGUAGAGAUACAGAGCUGUUGCAUGAAAUCCUAAGUCUGUUUAUUUUGGCAUAUUUACUAUUGGCUCAGAUAGUCAGGAUUUUUAUUGCUGUCCUUGAUAUUGCACCUGAGGGAAGACCUUUCAUUACAGAAAUAUCCUUUACCUUUUUCCUGAUUGAAUUAAUUUAGCAAAAAAUAUAGCCAUCAGAUACCGACUUAGCACAAAGCCUAAAAACAUUUCCAAAUUACAAUUUAAUAUUCAGAAUAAUUUCAUUGAUUCUAAAAUAACACCAAAAUUUAAAAUGACAGCCAGAGUUCAUAGCCUAGUCUGCCUUUUGUAAAAAUAAGUAUCUUCUUGAUUGCCCAGUCACUUUAUUGACCUGCAGAGUCAAAGAUGUGUUCUGUUUCUUCUUUACUAGGCCUGAACACCUUCAUUCCCUAUCAAACACGUGAUAACU
This is a messenger RNA of Strigops habroptila (Kakapo), 2554 nucleotides long. RefSeq names its product tryptophan hydroxylase 1 (gene TPH1). The record is from RefSeq and is a predicted model, not a curated record. NCBI's taxonomy places the organism in Eukaryota, Metazoa, Chordata, Aves, Psittaciformes, Psittacidae. The coding region runs from base 133 to 1515 and encodes 460 amino acids. Gene Ontology annotation, cellular component: neuron projection. The transcript is spliced from 11 exons. Gene Ontology annotation, biological process: serotonin biosynthetic process; aromatic amino acid metabolic process. Gene Ontology annotation, molecular function: iron ion binding; tryptophan 5-monooxygenase activity.